ACUUGAUGACAGUGAGGUGGUGUCCCUGGGCUGGCUACUCGCCACACUGCAGCUAGCUAGUUACAAUAAGGCAAAGUGGAAAACGUCAGCUAAAGCUAAUGAAAUACUCUCUGACAAACCCCAGGUUUAGAUAAACUGGCUAACCAUUAACCUGUCGCAUGUUCAACGCUUUAAGGGUUCUGGAUAUUUUUCGCUUAAUGCAGGCCACGGUUAAGCCAGCGGCUUUCCUGAUUCGCGAAGCCCCGGUGGAGGUCCAGUUUAGAGCCGAGGUGUUUCCCGACUCCCCGCCCCUCUGAAGCUGGAGGUGCGACGCCACCUGGUGACUAAAAUCCAGCAUGACAGGGGUUUGUGGUUGUUGCAGGGCGCUCAGGCCUCGGUACAAGAGACUGGUGGACAACAUCUUCCCAGAAGAUCCAGAGGAUGGACUGGUCAAAGCCAACAUGGAGAAGCUGACAUUCUACGCCCUGUCAGCUCCUGAGAAGCUGGAUCGCAUCGGGGCCUACCUGUCCGAGAGGCUGUCCAGAGAUGUGGCCCGACAUCGAUAUGGGUAUGUGUGCAUUGCCAUGGAGGCCUUGGACCAGCUGCUGAUGGCGUGCCACUGCCAGAGCAUCAACCUGUUUGUGGAGAGCUUUCUAAAGAUGGUGCGCAAGCUGCUGGAGUCCGACAAACCCUCCCUGCAGAUCCUCGGAACCAACUCUUUUGUCAAGUUUGCCAACAUAGAAGAGGACACGCCGUCGUACCACCGCAGCUAUGACUUCUUUGUGUCCCGCUUCAGCGAGAUGUGUCAUUCGGGCUACGAGGACCCCGACAUCCGCACCAAGAUCCGAAUGGCAGGCAUUCAGGGUCUUCAGGGUGUGGUGAGGAAGACUGUGAACGAUGAGCUGCAGGCGAAUAUCUGGGACCCUCAGCACAUGGACAAGAUCGUCCCCUCUCUGCUUUUCAACCUGCAGAGUGGAGAGCACACCGAGAACAGCCGCUCUCCGUCUCCGCUGCAGGCGUCGGAGAAGGAGAAGGAAAGCCCGGUGGAGCUGACGGAGCGCUGCUUCAGGGAGCUGCUGGGACGAGCCGCCUACGGCAACAUCAAGAACGCCGUCACGCCCGUCCUGAUGCACUUGGAUAACCACUGUCUGUGGGAGGGAAAGACCUUUGCGGUGCGCUGCUUCAAAAUCAUCAUGUACUCCAUCCAGUCCCAGCACUCCCACUUGGUGAUCCAGCAGCUUCUCGGUCACCUGGACGCUAACAGCAAGAACUCGGCCAGAGUGCGGGCCGGCAUCGUGGAAGUCUUGCUGGAAGCAGCUGCCAUUGCAGCCAGCGGCUCUGUCGGUCCUACGGUGUUGGAGGUGUUCAACACUCUGCUGAGGCAGCUUCGCCUCAGCGUGGACUACGAGCUGACUGGCUCAUACGACAACAGCACCAACAUCGGCACCAAGAUCAUCAAAGCUCACGAGGAGCGGCAGCUGCAGGAGGCCGUCAUCAGAACCAUCGGUUCCUUUGCCAACACCUUACCCACCUACCAGAGAUCAGAGGUCAUGCUCUUCAUCAUGGGCAAGAUCCCCGUCCCUGGAGUAAAUCUGACUCUGCCCUCUACUGGAUCUGAGCCUGAAGGAACCAGAAUGAUUCAGGUUAUGUUGCUUAAAUCCUUGGUCCAGGUGACGGCAGGUUUCCAGACGACCAACAUGCUCACAGCGCUGCCCAGCUCGUUCCUGGAGCCGCUGCUGUCCUUCUCUCUAACGGACGACCCAGAGAUUCGACUGUUGGUGCUCCAGAUCCUCCUCAGCCUCAUCGACAGACACGACAACAGACCCAAGUUCGUCAAAAUCAGGAUAAUCUCAGACAUCUCUGUGCUGAAGCUCAAAGUGGACAAAUGCUCCAGACAGGACAAUUUAUUCAUGAAGAAGCACGGUCAGCAGCUGUACCGCCACAUCUACCUGGGCUGUAAGGAAGAGAGCAGCGGCCAGGAGCACUACGAAAGCCUCUACGCUCUGCUGGCUCUUCUCAGCGUGGAGCUGGCCAACGAAGAGGUGGUGGUGGACCUCAUUCGCCUGGCGCUGGCCUUGCAGACCGCCUCCCAGCCCGUCUGGAACCAUUUCAUCAGGUUACGGCCAAAGCCAGAAUCGAUCCGUUCCCAUUUACGAGAUGAAGUUCCCCGACCUUUGUGUGUAUUAGAGCACAAAGGUCUGCAGCGACGUGGUGACAAAAACAACAAAAAUAAUGAUUGUGGCAUCAAUCAACCACAACGCAUGUGGGACAAACUCAGUUGCAACUUAACAAGCCAGAUUAUAAUUAACUUAGUUGUUUUUUUCAAUACACUUUUCCCCUUUCAUGACAGCCAAAACGAGCCAGCUAAAGCUAAUAAAUGCAGCAAACCACAUCACUUCAUCCAUUUCUAAUGAUUGCAGAAACUCCACUGGUUGGACUUUCAAAUUUAGAAAAUUGCCAAGAACUAUGACAGAAAAACUGUGUGUCCCGUAACGGUUAGACAUUCCUUUUUGCUGCUUUUUGUUUGUCCCUCACAGGGUGCCGUACUACUUUUUAUCACUAAGUUUGUCGUUUUGCUCAUGCUUUUCCAAUUAUUUUCAUAGAUUUGAAGACGAGAUGGACAUGUUUUUUUAAUCUACGACCAUCUCACGUGUUACUGAGCACCUUUUGUUUCGCCUUCUUAGUGUUAGCCAGAAGUGCUUUUUUUAAUUAUUAUUUUUAACGUUUUUUUAUGACGGGCAUUUAUUUUUAAACUCGUAUUUAUUAACUACAUUAAAUAGCCGCGAUAACAAAAGUGAGAAGACACUACGGGCCAGUUCAGACCACAUAAACUCCUGUGUUAACAUGUAAUGUUUACCACAUUAAACACUAGAAAGAUGGUUAUUUUUUCCUUCUUCCCAUAUAUAUGUGUAUAUAUACAGAGAAUUAUAUAAAUCUAUAAGCCUAUGUA
Messenger RNA from Austrofundulus limnaeus, 2929 nucleotides. RefSeq names its product EFR3 homolog Bb (S. cerevisiae) (gene efr3bb). Gene Ontology annotation, cellular component: plasma membrane. Gene Ontology annotation, biological process: protein localization to plasma membrane. The record is from RefSeq and is a predicted model, not a curated record. Lineage: Eukaryota; Metazoa; Chordata; Actinopteri; Cyprinodontiformes; Rivulidae.